GUGGCCAGCCGUGUUAGACAGAUGAUCAUUGAGCGUGUGAUAUGUACGGGUAGGUGUUACGCAGUUUGACCAGAGACAGGCGCCGAAACGUGCUAAUCUGUAAGGAAAUGAGUGUUUACACUUAAGUGAUAAUCACAACGUGCUACAUCAGCCGCCAAUACUAGUGCUGGAGUAUUAUUGCACUGUAGGUACGCGGUGUGAUGUUGAUUCUCAAUUUCUCAGGCAGUACGCACGCUGCCAUUAAAACAAACAAUGAAAUUGACAUCAUAGACAUUUUUCUCCCGCGGGUCGUGGUCAGUUCACGUGUUUCCGUGUGAGCUAAAUUAUUGUUGUGCUUCGGUGGUUUAAGUUCACCUAUAAAAUUAAAAAAAAAAACAAUCAAACAAGUGGAACGUAUCGUGAAUGGUCAGGAUAUAUACACUUUGAAACCAUAGAUGCAAACAAUUAAACAUUUUUGUGAAAUACUUGAAGGAAAUUUAAAACCGUGCAAAUAUUCUUCUUUGAUGACCCUGUAACUAUCGACGUCAUGGAUAUUUGCAGUCUCAUCGUAACGAUGUCCUUGAUGGCAGAGUCCCUUUUUGUUCACUGCUACAUCGAUGACGAAAAACCAUUGACCAACAACAUAUUUCCCGAGAGACAAAGAAUACCAUCUUUGGACAUGUUUCCAGAACAACACACCAGUCCCUCGCCCUCGGACGAUCCGAAACCAUUUCGGCAAUUUCCGCCAUUUAGCAAUCAAUAUAGACCAAGGAAAAAAGAUCUCAAGACAAAGAAAUUGUUGAAAAAACUCGGUAAAGGAUUUUUGCCAUUUUGGAUGUCAAUUGAGUCGCCAUUAGGUACUUCUUCUGAAAUUGAGUAUGUGACAUUAUCUAACCCAGAGGAGAGCAUUAUAGACGGUCGACUAGCAGAGGAAUUCGAUAAUGUAAACUUUACAUUUACAAACAGGAACGGGUUAGUGGUGGACGUAGGGGAGGAAAAUAUUCAACUUUUCAAACGUUGGCUUCUCGCGCAUGGCACGUGCCAGGUCAAAUAUGAAUGGGAAGAUCAGGGUCCGCUGUUUUGGCCAAGGUGGUUAAAAAAGGGAACAUGCUCCAAUGAGGUGUCAUGCUCUUGGCCAAUCGGGAUGCACUGUGUUCCCAAAGAAAGUAAAAUAGUACAGUUACUCCGGUGGAAUUGUCGCAUGAGGCGGCCUAGAAAAAACUCCUGGCGGAGGCAUAUGAACCAAAUUUUGAGUGGUGCAGUAUCGAGAAAAAGGAAACAUCGUAAAAAGCGGAUGAGAUGCCGAUGGACUAAGGUACAACUCCCGGUCACAGACGAAUGUUUCUGUUCGUGUUAAGUCCUAGUAUGUUUAGUGACAUAGAUAUAUACAUAUUGUAUAACACGUGGUUUUGGGACACAUUUAAACACGUAGAGCAGGGGUCAACUUCCGGCAGUCCAAUUUAUCGGACUAAUAUAUAUAAUAAGUUGACAGUUUGAAGAUUAAGAUUAUCAUCAUAUGUAUAUACCAGCAUUGACGCGAAUCUCUUGACCAUCACGUUGGUCAUCAUUGUCAGGUGGGCUGAAAAGUAUGUCGGGCAAAAAUUGGAUUGGGAAGUGUUCUCCUCGAGACGAUUUCCGGAUAACAAAUCACAAAUAUCGCUGUUAUUUAAUUUGUUUUUCUAACAUAAGAAAACUAAUGUAAAGUAUCGAUAAACAGAAGAGUGUGUUUAGUUUAUCAGGAUCUUCAAAGCUCUUGUUAAACAUCAAACGAAACACUCAACUUCCCUCUAUCAAAUAAACCGUGCAUCAUCGAAACGACAGCAGACAGCACUGUCAACUUCAGAAGGAUUUAAGAACGCGUUGAAUUCUCUUUGCUACACGUGUUUCAUUUACAAAUUCUACAUCUUUAAUGACAUCUGACGUCAGAUAGCUAACAUGAAUUUAUAACUGCAAGUACGAGUGUUGCAGAUUAGCGGGCAACGAGUGCAAUCACGAUUGUUCUUUGUGUAUAUUAUGUGUGGGUUUUUUUCAUAAUUGAUUAUCUUUCAUAUUUUGAUGCUCUGUUCGUUUUCCGAAUUUCGGACCGAAUAAUAACGGAAAAACCCGACGUCGAAACCGAAAUAACAAUGCGCCGCUUACAAUUACCAUAACGUAUCUUUCAAAUACUUACCACGAUAAAGUUAAUAACUGUCUACUACACAUAAUAACAUGGCCUGUGAUAGUCUUAUGAUUCAAUAUUGAUGUUUAUUUUCAAAAAUAUCUCGGAACAUAAGAACUCCCAAAAAGGACAUUACUAAUGUAUGGUUUGCUAAGGAUGACACCGGCAAAGGGCAUUUUUCAUACCGUUGGGUUUAGUCGUGCUGUUAAGUGUUCUAACAUCUGGUUUCCGAUAACUCGUAACAUAAGAAUUCCCAAAAAGGACAUUACUAAUGUAUGGUUUGCUAAGGAUGACACCGGUAAAGGGCAUUUUUCAUACCGUUGGGUUUAGUCGUGCUGUUCAGUGUUCUAACAUCUGGUUUCCGAUAACUCCGGUGUAAGAUGGAAAAAUCUACCAGCGGAGAAAAUGUACCAGGAAUCAUUGAAAUCCAUCUGAUCACUAGACGCCGCGGCCACCAUCAUACUUUAUGUAAAAAGAAAAAAAAAACGGAAAAAAUACUUGCCGGGUUUUGUGUACCCGGGGAAAAUAUAUUAGGUUUAUGGGUGAUUACUAGACUUUGAAAAUGUUCAAUAGGUAUUUUGAUUAGUAAUAUCAUAUGUGAAUUUGUGUAUUUGUUUGAUUUCCGAUGGUUUUGUGAUGUCACAAUUAAUUCGAUUAUGACGUAAUACAUCAAUCGUCUUUAGCUAUAUUACAACACUUUGAAUGUACAUUUUCGAGAAGACUUUUGUCGCUAAAAUUAUUAAUAAAUAAUGGAUGUUUUA
Messenger RNA from Ylistrum balloti, 2898 nucleotides. RefSeq names its product noggin-2-like. Bases 527 to 1336 code for a protein of 269 amino acids. The record is from RefSeq and is a predicted model, not a curated record. Gene Ontology annotation, biological process: negative regulation of BMP signaling pathway; negative regulation of cell differentiation; dorsal/ventral pattern formation. The transcript is spliced from 2 exons. Lineage: Eukaryota; Metazoa; Mollusca; Bivalvia; Pectinida; Pectinidae.